This is a messenger RNA of Conger conger (European conger), 5446 nucleotides long. It is a transcript of the gene dpyda.1, whose product is annotated as dihydropyrimidine dehydrogenase a, tandem duplicate 1. The transcript is spliced from 23 exons. Lineage: Eukaryota; Metazoa; Chordata; Actinopteri; Anguilliformes; Congridae. Bases 103 to 3186 code for a protein of 1027 amino acids. Gene Ontology annotation, biological process: uracil catabolic process; thymine catabolic process. Gene Ontology annotation, cellular component: cytoplasm; cytosol. Gene Ontology annotation, molecular function: uracil binding; iron-sulfur cluster binding; dihydropyrimidine dehydrogenase (NADP+) activity. The record is from RefSeq and is a predicted model, not a curated record.
UGUAAUACCAAGGAUAUCAAACACUUCAGUAAGAUCACGAGUUUUAUAGCAUUCCAAGUUCUUUUGCUUUUUAACUUCUGGAAAAAAACGACAGCAACAACCAUGUCUAGAAUGCUCACCAGGGACCUACCGGACAUAGAGAGCAUCCUGGCUUUGAACCCUAGGGUGAUGCACCAUGCUAAGAUCUAUUCCACAGCCUCAAAGCAAAACGAGAAGAAGCACUGGAAGCGGAACCCGGAGAAAAGCUGUGAUAGCUGCGUGAAACUGGAGAACAAUUUCGAUGACAUCAAACACACAACUCUGAGUGAGCGCGGAGCACUUCGGGAAGCAAUGAGGUGCCUGAAAUGUGCAGAUGCUCCUUGUCAGAAAAGUUGUCCGACCAACCUGGACAUAAAGUCUUUCAUCACCAGCAUUGCAAACAAGAACUACUAUGGAUCAGCAAAGGCCAUCCUGUCGGACAACCCCCUGGGCCUGACUUGCGGCAUGGUUUGUCCCACCUCCGACCUCUGCGUGGGAGGCUGCAAUCUGUUUGCCUCAGAGGAGGGGCCCAUUAACAUUGGAGGACUGCAGCAGUUUGCGACCGAGAUUUUUAGCAAGAUGGGGAUUCCUCAGGCGAGAAAUCCGGAGCUCCCGCCAGCCGAGGAGAUGCCCGAGAGCUUCCACACGAAGAUAGCCCUGAUAGGGUGCGGGCCAGCUAGCGUCAGCUGCGCCUCCUUCCUGGCUCGCCUGGGCUACGACAACCUCACCAUCUUUGAGAAGCAGAAGUACAUUGGCGGAUUGAGCACGGCUGAGAUCCCCCAGUUCCGGCUGCCGUACGAGGUGGUGCAGUUUGAGAUCGACCUGAUGAAGGACCUGGGCGUGCAGAUCGUGUGUGAGAAAGGGCUUGGCCUGGAUGGGAUGACUCUAACUUCUCUGAAGGAGGAAGGAUACGAAGCAGCCUUCAUCGGAAUCGGUCUGCCCCAGGCUAACAAGCACAAAAUCUUUGAAGGGCUGUCAAUGGAGCAGGGCUUUUUUACUUCCAAGGACUUUCUGCCAUUGGUUGCCAAGGCCAGUAAAUCAGGGAUGUGUAGCUGCCGUUCACAGCUGCCAGACUUGAGCGGCGUGGUGGUAGUGCUGGGAGCGGGCGACACCGCCUUCGACUGCGCCACCUCUGCCCUGCGCAGUGGGGCCCGCAGGGUGUUCGUGGUGUUCAGGAAGGGCUUCACCAACAUCCGCGCCGUCCCAGAAGAGAUGGAGCUUGCAAAGGAGGAGAAGUGCGAGUUCCUGCCCUUCCUGUCUCCUCGCAAGGUCAUGGUGAAGAACGGACGGGUGUCCGGCAUGGAGUUCUGCCGAACCGAACAGACCGAGACUGGACAGUGGAUCGAGGAUGAGGAACAGACCAUGCGCCUGAAAGCCGAUUACAUCAUCAGCGCAUUCGGCUCCAUGUUGAGUGACCCCAAAGUGAAAGAAGCCAUGGCUCCCGUCAAGCUGAACCGAUGGGGUCUCCCCGACCUGAACCCCGAGACCAUGCAGACCAGCGAGCCGUGGGUGUUCGCGGGCGGGGACAUCGCCGGCCUGGCCAACACCACGGUGGAGUCGGUAAACGACGGGAAGCAGGCUUCCUGGCACAUCCACAGAUACAUCCAGGCCAAACACGGGCAGACUGUGGACCGUGUGCCCAGACUUCCUCUCUUUUACACGCCCAUCGAUACGGUGGACAUCAGCGUGGAGAUGGCCGGGCUGAAGUUCCCCAACCCCUUCGGCCUGGCGAGUGCUCCCCCCACCACCAGCACGGCCAUGAUCCGCAGGGCCUUCGUGGAGGGAUGGGGCUUCGCUCUCACCAAGACCUUCUCUCUGGACAAGGAUUUGGUCACCAAUGUUUCUCCCAGAAUUGUGCGUGGAACAACAUCAAGCUACAACUACGGCCCUGGUCAAGGGUCCUUCCUCAAUAUCGAGCUCAUUAGUGAGAAGACUGCAGCUUACUGGUGCCAGAGUGUGACUGAACUCAAAGCUGAUUUCCCCCACAAUAUUCUCAUCGCCAGCAUAAUGUGCAGUUAUAACAAGGCGGACUGGACCGAACUUGCCAAAAUGGCAGAGGCCUCCAAAGCGGAUGCCUUGGAGCUAAAUUUGUCCUGUCCCCACGGAAUGGGGGAAAGGGGUAUGGGGCUCGCCUGUGGGCAGGAUCCAGAGUUGGUGCGGAACAUCUGUCGCUGGGUCCGACAAGCUGUCACCAUCCCCUUCUUCGCCAAGCUGACCCCCAACGUCACCAACAUCGUGGACAUCGCCAGGGCGGCGCACGAAGGUGGCGCAGAUGGCGUUACAGCAACCAACACCGUCUCGGGGCUGAUGGGACUGAGCGCAGACGGUACUCCCUGGCCCCGCAUUGGCCAAGCCAAGCGGACCACAUAUGGCGGCGUAUCUGGAAAUGCCAUCCGCCCCAUCGCCCUGCGUGCGGUAUCCGCCAUCGGCAGGGCCCUCCCUGGCUUCCCGAUUCUGGCCACGGGGGGUAUCGACUCGGCCGAGUCGGGCCUGCAGUUCCUCCAUGCUGGAGCCUCCGUCCUGCAGGUGUGUAGUGCUGUUCAGAAUCAGGACUUCACCGUGAUUGAGGAUUACUGUCUGGGACUGAAGGCACUGCUGUACUUGAAGAGCAUUGAGGAGCUCCAUGACUGGGAUGGACAGUCCCCCCCUACCAUGCGCCAUCAGAAGGGCAAACCCGUCCCCAGACUGGAGGAGCUUGUCGGGAAGAGUUUGCCCAGUUUUGGUCCUUACCUGGAGGAGAAGAAGAACGCCCUGGCGGACUAUAAACGGAAGCUGAUGGACAUCGACGACAACAUUGUGAUUCCCAAUGGCAACGUGAAGAACACCCCAAAGAAACCUGUCCCAGCUGUGAAGGAUGUGAUUGCGAGAGCUCUGAAAUACAUUGGUGCCUAUGUGGAUCUGAGCAACACGGAACAAGUCCAGGCAGUGGUGGAUGAGGAGAUGUGCAUCAACUGUGGGAAGUGCUACAUGACCUGCAAUGAUUCAGGAUACCAGGCCAUUACAUUUGACCCCGAGACCCAUCUUCCUGUAGUUACUGACAGCUGCACCGGUUGCACUCUGUGUCUGAGCGUGUGCCCCAUCAUCGACUGCAUCAAAAUGGUUGCCAGGACAACGCCUUACGUGCCGAAGAGAGGCCUCCCGCCUCAAGCUGUUGAGCCCGUUUGCUAAAGGAAGCAGGAAAAAACGGGCCGAGCGUCGACUUUACCGCAUUGAUUCCGCUCAUAAUUGCGGUGUGAAAAAUUACCUUUAUUAUAAAAACGAAUAAUUAGUUUGUAGAAAUAAUUGCCUGAUAUAACCAAGCCAAUUAUCCAGAAAUAAUUGUGCAAGCACAAAUAGUUGCCUUAUUUCUAAACAAUAGCAGCAAGGCUUUUUUUUCCUGUUGUUUUUCCUGUGAUAAUAGGACUGAAGGCGAGGUUUGCAAUAAUGGAUGUUUAUGUUGUGUGCAGCCUCCACCACAGAUUGGUACUAUGUUUCUUACAAGCAGGAUGAUGGUAGUCCCUCCACAAGUUUACAGCUAUAAAAUUAGCCAGUUUUGGUGACAAUGCAAGCACAAACGCACAUGGGCUCGAGUGGAAUUGUUAGCGUAAUUUUGCGCGACUGAAUAUACUUUACCUAUGCCAGGUUUGGUAGUUUACUGAUAUGGAUUAAUUGUUGUCAGCCUCUGCAUUGUGUACACUCUCCUCUUUGUUUAUUUGCUUUUAGCCAAACCAGGCUGUAACACAGAAUUUGGUCACAGUAGUAGUCUAUAAGUAUUAAGCAAUUAUGUGUUUGUGCACUAUUUAACAUUUGAUUCUAAUUCCCUACUUAAUAAUUUAUCGUUCCAUGUUCCAAUUUAUCUGUUUAAUGAAUUGCUAUCACAUCCUAUGCAAAUUUGAAUGAAAUAUGAAAUUAAAUUUGAGAUAGAUAGUUUCAAUAGAUAGAUUUACACUCAUUGACCAGUUUAUUAGGUAGACUUACACACCAGCUUGUUAUUGCGAAUAUUUAAUCAGCCAAUCAUGUGGCAUUGACUAAAUGCAUAAAAGCAUGCAGAUGUGGUUAAAAUGUUCCAGUGUUUUUCAGACCAAAUGUCAGAAUGAGGACAAAAUGGGAUCAAAGUGACUUUAACCAUAGAAUGAUAUGGUAUGCAGAAGAGCAUCUCUGAACACACAGUGCGUCAUAGCUACAGCAGCAGAAGACUUCAUAAGUCUAAUAUAUAGCUAAUAAACUGAGUUUAGCUAGAAUAAAUAAAUGUAUACAUUUAUAAAUUAAUAAAUAAAUAAUGGUUCAGUUAGGCCUGGUUUAUAAAACGUUUGUUAUAUAAAACAAAAAUGACAGAUGAGCAGAAGACGGAAGAUGAACACUAUGUUCCAACGCUUAUUCAUGGUUUCCCAACUGUUUCCCAACUGUUGCGGUAGCCAUAUUGAUAACCAAAUGAUGACUGCUUAUUGGGGUUCACAGCAGCCGAUAGCAUGCUCACAUUACUUCUACUAAUUAUAAAUGUCAAUAGUAACUAAUCUUUAAAAUAGUAAUAGUAAUAAUCAUUAAAAUAGACAAUCUUUUUUGCUGUGUAAAUUGCAGAUUGUGUUAACAUGACCGUUGAAUGCGUUAACGUUGCCAUUGAAAAGUUAUGGUCACAGAUUUCUGAGAUUAUUCAUCUCUGAUGACUGUGCCUCUCCAAACACACCUCAGGAGAUCCCAUCCCGACCAUUUUGUGACGGUUCACUGCAGAUCUGCAGAUGUAUUCACUUGCCUGUUAAACUUAAAGGUACAAUAUGUAAGAUUUUUGUGUUAAAACAUUGUUACAAGACCAUUGUAAAUCCCUUCCUAUCGUUGAAAAAGGCUCACUGGCAUGUUGACUCACCCUCUGCCUGUGUUUAUAUUCCCUAAAUUUGGGUUUCAAAAUAUGCAGUUGACGGGCCAACACACUGUACCAAGAAAUCAUACAUCCAUACAAUAAUUAAUGCUCAUUGGUUGAAAAUUGGUCAAUGGUGUUUCAAUGUCAGCACAUUCCCAGAGAAGGAGUGGGAUAAACAGUGUUGUGGUUUUAGUGUGUUUGUUGCUGCAGUUCCUCUCUUGGCUGUUAGAAGUCCGAAAUUACCUAUUGUACCUUUAACAUUGUUCAACAGGCAUGGACACAAAUAAGCUACUUACAUGUUUUAAAAGGCAUGUGUGUAAGACGGGGUGGUAUUUUAAACUUUGUAUUAAUUCCAUGUGGAACUAAAUUGUUAUAUUGUAUGUCAUUAUUUAUCUAAUUCCUGCACUGGUACUUUAAAUGAAGUAUUUCUGAGAAUCCUGAUUGUUAGACAAUUAAUCUUCAGAAAUAAUCGUCCUAAUUUGAAUUAGAUGCAGUCACUUGAUCUUGAAAUUUGAAGUUCAUUUUAAAUCAAGUGCAGUGAAAGCAAAUGAAGCAGCUGUUUGUCAAUGUUCUAAAUAAAUAAUUAAUAACAUG